This is a messenger RNA of Polyodon spathula (Mississippi paddlefish), 1710 nucleotides long. Its product is annotated as neuropeptide S receptor-like. Gene Ontology annotation, biological process: positive regulation of release of sequestered calcium ion into cytosol; neuropeptide signaling pathway. The transcript is spliced from 12 exons. The coding region runs from base 1 to 1710 and encodes 569 amino acids. Gene Ontology annotation, molecular function: vasopressin receptor activity; neuropeptide receptor activity. Gene Ontology annotation, cellular component: cytoplasm; membrane. The record is from RefSeq and is a predicted model, not a curated record. Lineage: Eukaryota; Metazoa; Chordata; Actinopteri; Acipenseriformes; Polyodontidae.
AUGCCAAGCACUGCCACUGCUGGAAAUGAAACUGACUGGCCUAUGGAGAAUUUAACAAUGAUAUACAUGUCUUUCUACACCUCGCUAAAGACAGAACAAUUGGUCACACUUUGGAUCAUUUUCCUUGUCACCAUCACUGGGAACAGCCUUGUCCUGAUUUCCAUGUGGAGGAACCAGGAAAAAAAAUCUAGGAUGAAUUUCUUUGUCACUCAGCUAGUCAUAGCAGAUAUGCUGGUGGGCCUCAUUAAUAUACUGAGUGAUAUCAUCUGGCGCUUGACUGGGAACUUUUUGGCUCCUGAUUUCGUGUGCAAAAUGUUAAAGUACUUUCAGGUUGUUUUGCUGUAUGCAUCAACAUAUGUGUUGGUUUCCCUAAGUAUUGACAGAUAUCAUGCCCUGGCUCAUCCUCUAAAAUUCCUACAAGGAGAAAAACAAGCCAAGAUCCUCAUUGCGGUUUCUUGGGCCCUCUCCUUCGUCUUCUCCACCCCUUCUCUCAUCAUCUUUGGGAACAAACAGUUGUCAAACGGAGAGAUCCAGUGUCUGGGAGAGUGGCCUGAGGAGUAUUACUGGGUUCCCUAUAUGAUCAUUGUGGCCUGCCUGGUCUUCUUCAUCCCUCUCAUCAUCAUAAGCGUCUUUUACUCCAUUGUUAUAUGGACCAUCUGGAAUAAGGGCAAAAGGCAUCCGGUGAUGUUUGCAGACCCGUGUGAUAAAUCAAAAGUUGGAAAGAAUGCUCAGAGGGGUCUGAUACCAAAGGCUAAAAUAAAGGCAGUCAAGUACAGCACUGUAGUUAUUUUAGCCUUCAUGAUGUGCUGGAGUCCGUACUUUGUGUUCGACAUGCUGGACAAUUUCAAGGCAAUCCCCCACACAGAUGAGCGGUUCUUUGCGUCCAUCAUUAUUCAGCACCUGACUGUACUCAACAGUGCCAUCAAUCCUUUUCUUUACUUCAUCUUCAGUGUUAAAUACUGCACGCCUCGCAGGAAAAGCAAACAGAAGGUGCCCAGAGGAAUCACCAGAGAAGCAGCAGAAAGGGGGGCAGGACAAGAGUCUGUGCUGAGAAUAUCCUUAUUGGAUGAAAGCACCAUGAAGUCUGCAAAGACGUUUCUGAUGCUUCUGUCAGUCAUUUCAAAGCAGUUCCAUGAAAUCUUUAAUGCUCUUGAGGCUGUACCCUCCUUCGAAAUCCUGACUCGUUGCCGAUGCAGCAGAAGAAUCUGUAAACCCUCCCCCGCCAUUGCUUUCAGACCUGGAGUCCUUAUUGUCUGUAACGACAGCGCUCGCUACGCGGCACUCUGUAGCCUGUUUCCCCACAAGCGUAGGCACAACCGGGAGGGCUGCCCCUACGGAGACCCUUGCUACAAAGAGGUGUGGAAAAAUGGUCUGAUCAGGGACGCUGCCCAGUGGUUCUGGGAUAUAAACCAGACACGGCCAUCCCCAGUGUCCAAGAGGGGGGAACCUGGGUGUCCAGCACCCAAGAGGGGGUAUUUGUCACCAGCAGCAGUUUUGCUUCUGGAAUUUCUGUUGCUGGAGCCCAAGAAGAGGGCGCCGUCGGCUAUAGAAAAAGGGGAGGUGAGGAGACCUUUCCCUACCUGCGCUCCCAACGUCUCAUCCACUGUGCCCAGGUCCUGUGUCGCUGGGUCUCGAUCUCGCCAUAGAGGCGCCAGACUGUGGGCUAACCCUGCCUCGAGAAUGGGAGAAGCUGGUCAAUGUGGGACUUGA